CUCUCCAGAUGUCUUCCAAUAAGGACCAAGUUUUUAUCCCAAUGUCACAAAGAAACACCAGUGGCCUCUCCAGGAUGACCUCCAAACACCUGAAGUCAUUUACUGAAGGAACUGUGUUAAGUUUUCAUAACAUCUGCUAUCGUGUAAAAGUGAAGAGUGGCUUUCUACUUGGUCGAAAACCAGUUGAGAAAGAAAUACUAACGAAUAUCAAUGGGAUCAUGAGAUCUGGCCUCAACGCCAUUCUGGGACCCACAGGUGGAGGCAAAUCUUCGCUGUUAGAUGUCUUAUCUGCAAGGAAAGAUCCACAGGGCCUAUCUGGAGACGUUUUGAUAAAUGGAGCACCUCGACCUGCCAAUUUCAAAUGUACCUCAGGUUAUGUGGUACAGGAUGAUGUUGUGAUGGGAACUCUGACAGUGAGAGAAAACUUGCAGUUCUCAGCAGCUCUUCGGCUCCCAACAACUAUGACAAAUCAUGAAAAGAAUGAACGAAUAAACAAGGUCAUUCAAGAGUUAGGUCUGGCUAAAGUGGCAGAUUCCAAGGUUGGAACUCAGUUUACCCGCGGGGUAUCUGGAGGAGAAAGGAAAAGGACAAGUAUUGGAAUGGAGCUUAUUACAGAUCCAUCCAUCUUGUUCCUGGAUGAGCCCACAACCGGCUUAGACUCAAGCUCAGCAAAUGCUGUCCUUUUGCUCCUGAAGAGGAUGUCUAAACAGGGAAGAACCAUCAUCUUCUCCAUUCAUCAGCCUCGUUAUUCCAUCUUCAAGCUGUUUGACAGCCUCACCUUGUUGGCCUCAGGAAGAGUGAUAUUCCACGGGCCUGCUCAGGAGGCCCUGGGGUACUUUGCAUCAGCUGGUCACCACUGUGAGCCCUAUAAUAACCCUGCAGAUUUCUUCCUGGAUGUCAUUAAUGGAGACUCCUCUGCUGUGAUAUCAAACAGAGAGGAUGAAGAUGGUGAAGCCAAGGAGACUGAAGAGCCGUCCAAGAGAGAUAAGCCACUCAUAGAAAAAUUGGCUGAGUUUUAUGUCAACUCCACUUUCUUCAGAGACACAAAAGCUGAGUUAGAUCAACUCUCAGGGGUUCAGAAAAAGAAGAAGAGUGUAGUCUUCAAGGAGCUCACCUAUGCCACCUCCUUCUGUCAUCAACUCAAAUGGAUUGCCAAGCGUUCGUUCAAAAACUUACUGGGUAAUCCCCAGGCUUCUAUAGCUGAGAUAAUUGUAACAAUCUUCCUGGGACUGAUCAUAGGUGCCAUUUUCUAUGAUCUUAAAAGUGAUCCUAUGGGAAUCCAGAAUAGAGCUGGCGUGUUCUUCUUUCUGACAAAUAACCAGUGUUUCAGCAGUAUGACAUCUGUGGAGCUCUUUGUGGUCGAGAAGAAGCUCUUUAUACAUGAAUAUAUCAGUGGUUACUACAGAGUGUCAUCUUAUUUCUUUGGAAAACUGUUAUCUGAUUUACUGCCCAUGAGGAUGUUAACAACUAUUAUAUUUACGUGUAUAACAUACUUCUUCUUAGGAUUGAAACCAGUGGUGGAGUCCUUCUUCAUCAUGAUGUUUACUCUCAUGAUGGUGGCUCAUUCGGCCAGUUCUAUGGCACUGGCCAUAGCAGCAGGUCAGAGUGUGGUAUCUGUAGCAACACUUCUCAUGAACAUCACGUUUGUGUUUAUGAUGAUCUUUUCCGGGCUGUUGGUCAAUCUCAGAACCGUUGUGCCGUGGCUGUCAUGGCUUCAGUACUUCAGCAUUCCUCGAUACGGCUAUGCAGCUUUGCAGCAUAAUGAAUUGUUGGGACAGAACUUCUGCCCAGGACUCAAUGUAACAGCAAACAAUACCUGUAGCUUUGCCAUCUGUACCGGCGAGGAAUACUUGAUAAACCAGGGCAUCGACCUCUCACCUUGGGGCAUGUGGAAGAAUCACGUGGCCUUGGCGUGCAUGACUGUUAUCUUCCUUACAAUUGCCUACCUAAAGUUGUUAUUUCUUAAGAAAUUUUCCUAAAUUCCUCUCUGAUUUACAUAAUUUUUCUACAC
Messenger RNA from Rhinolophus ferrumequinum (greater horseshoe bat), 2011 nucleotides. RefSeq names its product broad substrate specificity ATP-binding cassette transporter ABCG2-like. The coding region runs from base 9 to 1979 and encodes 656 amino acids. NCBI's taxonomy places the organism in Eukaryota, Metazoa, Chordata, Mammalia, Chiroptera, Rhinolophidae. The transcript has 15 exons. Gene Ontology annotation, molecular function: ATP binding; ABC-type transporter activity; ATP hydrolysis activity. The record is from RefSeq and is a predicted model, not a curated record. Gene Ontology annotation, cellular component: plasma membrane.